Mycena citricolor is the source of this 468-nucleotide messenger RNA. NCBI's taxonomy places the organism in Eukaryota, Fungi, Basidiomycota, Agaricomycetes, Agaricales, Mycenaceae. The record is from the annotation of a GenBank genome assembly.
GCGGAUGGUGACGCGGGUUGACGUCAAGCUUGCAAAAUCAAUCUUCACUCACCUCUCAUCCAAACCACUCAUCCAACCAAACCAAUUUCAACUCAAUAUGUCUGACACUGGACGUCAAUCUUUCACCGACAAGGCCGGCGCCGCCCUGAAGCCCGACAGCCAGAAGUCGACGACCGAGCAACUCGGAGACCACCUUAAGGGCACCGGAGACUCUCUCGGGUCGACACUCCAGCCCCAGUCGGAGAAGAGCACCGCGCAGAAGGCCGGUGAUGCGCUCUCUGGCAACCAGAACAACAACAACGAGUCGCUCAUGAACAAGGCAAAGAACGCGAUGGGUCUCGGCGAGAAGUAGAUCUCAAGAUUUAUCUCAUCUGGGCAAACUGUAACAAUGUACUCUAUUCGUGAUCCACAAUGAAUAUCUGUAUCAUCUUGACUAUUGCGUGGACCACUCCUGCAACACCUCCACAU